Molecule: messenger RNA, 5147 nt
Organism: Mizuhopecten yessoensis (Yesso scallop)
Lineage: Eukaryota; Metazoa; Mollusca; Bivalvia; Pectinida; Pectinidae
Product: integrator complex subunit 8-like
Exons: 27
Coding region: 316-3399 (1027 amino acids)
Biological process (GO): snRNA 3'-end processing
Cellular component (GO): integrator complex
Source: RefSeq, a predicted model, not a curated record
GGGUCAAAGCAAGUUCUACUUCCGGAAAUCACCGGUGCGUACCAAACAGUAAGUCGAUCUUGGAUGGUUGUGUGUAUGAUCCUCUGUACUUGUGAGUAACUGCAGACACUAGCUGGGAUUAUGGGAAAAUACAUCAAAGAACAUUAGUGAUAUAAAGGAAAUCUAAAAGACAUUGAAUGUUUUUCAUUCUGGAUAAUAGAGAUUCAAUGCAUCAUACAAUGAAGUGGCGACAAUAGGUUUGUUUCACUUGGAUUAAUGAUCUUGUGAACAGGUCAGAUGAAAUAGGUAAAAAGACAUUGUCAAUCAACCAGCAACAUGACAGAAGCUUUGCCUCGAGGAAAUUUCGGACCAGGAAUCACAACUCUACCUGUUAUUUCCUGGUUUGAGUUUCUCCUGAAUGACAAACUGCUGGAAAAUCAUCUACAGCUCGAAAAUCCAGAUCCGACACCUGUCCAGCUGAUCAUCCAGUUCCUACAGCAGGCAGAGUCACACCAAGCAGCCAACAAUGUGCAACAGAUUAUACAGCGGGAGAUGUCUUCACCUCUCCCUCCAAUCCCCACCAGCAACGGCCCGGGGCCAGACCAAAUCAAGACAGAGGAACAAGACACAAAAUUACAGAUAAAAGAAUUGAAGAAAGUCACUGCUUUGAAGAUGCUUGCCCUGAAAGUGACGGCUUACCUCAACUGGAAUCUGACAUUGCUGUCAAAGAGUGUGCCCCUGGUGAUGCAACAUGCCCUGCUGAAUGAGCUGCUGAAGGUCACUCUCCACACGGACGUGGACACGGUCAGCGGGUCUGUGUUGGAGUAUGAGGAGAUAUCUGACCAGGCUGUCUUUGCACUACAGCUGUACUACCGCUGGUGUCUCCUCGCCGUGGUCAAGGACAGCUUUCCUUCACGUCCAGUCAGAUCUUUCCUACAGGGGCAAGGUCAGCCUGACCCUAACAUGACCUUGGCAGCAGCCAAUGAAAACCUGAUACGGACACUAAAGGAGAGGACAGCUGUCUUCGUGGCUAACCUAGAAAAGUGUGUCCAUUGUGGGCGCACAAUUAAGAUGCCAACAGCCAAAAGUUUCCAAAUCCCCGACGAACACACAGAUGACCCACAGUAUGACUGGGACGCAUCUCUCCCUAUCACACCAGAUGAGUAUAACUGUCAGAUAUUUUAUGAUUUAGGGAACUUUUACUUCUAUGAGAAAGGCUAUAGUCAUGCAUAUGUGAUGUUCAAGAGAUGUACAGAAUUAUUUGACCACUUAAAGUCCCCGGUUUACUGUAAUAUAGAUGAGACAAGGUUACGAGGCUAUAUGACAGGCUGCCACAGUCUAAGGGGCGUGACCGAGAACCAGGAAGUAAAACCAGAAAGUCUGUAUGAACAGGCGGAAAACAGCAAGAAAGACCAGUACAUGGGUAUAGUGGAGAUAUUGCUGGCAGACAACAUGAAGCAAGAACUGAGCACAUCCUACCGCAGUGACAUUGAGGCAGACAUUGCUGACAAGGGCGACAGCUCCACCAGCCUGUAUGUCCAGGUAGGGAUAUGUAAUGUAGUGAGGGGUGUGAUGGAAGGCAAGGCUUUGGUCUCACUACUGGCUGACAUUCUGGAGGAGGCAGAGAAGGAGACUGUUAAUUUCCUACUUAUGGUGAUAACAAAGGCGCUGAUGGGGGCUUCCUUUACACAGAAGAAUAAUCUCAAAUGCUUCAUAUGGCAUCUUAUGGACCUUUCACCUGCAGGGUCAAAGUUCAACACCACAGUGAUGAGUGAGCCAAUAUCAGACAGUUUCACAAAACAGGAGUUGGCAGAGAUGAAGCUUUUAGCCGAGGAAGAUGGCAGCAGCAGUUACGGUCAAAUUAUUGACGACGAUGUUACUACUGCCUGCUCCAGUAAUCCAGGAAGUCGAGGUGUUUCUUUCUUAUCAGAGGGGACCGAUUCAUCAGUGAGUUUAGGUAAUGCAGAACACCAGUUGAUGUAUAUCUAUGACCCGGACAUCAUGCGUCGCCUCGUCGUGGAGCUCUGUCAGAAGUACAACCGAUCACCUGCAUACGUCAUGUCCCUGAAUGAGAAGUGGAAGGUCCCACGCGACAUGCACCACAUCAUCAUGAACCUCCAAGCCAGUGACAACCAGGCCUAUGUUUACCUCCUAAUCGGCAAGGCCAAUCACUGCAUGGAUGUUCGGAUCUAUGACCGAGCUCGACAACUGCUGUAUGUUGCUGACCGUGUUGUGGCAGAAAUGUCCUACACGCUCUCCAAGCAUGUUCGUUGGCACAUCCUGCUAGCCGAUCUUCAGCAGUACUUCCUGUCAGAGACUCUAGCUGAGCAAACUUCACUGAAUGAUCUGGUCAAGAAAACCAAGACAUGCAUCACCUGUGUACGACUUGGUCAGGACGUACAGCCUAGUCGGAUUGUGUUAGAGCACUGUGCAGCUUUCCUACUAAACAUCCGUGACUGGCACUACCUCGCCAACAUGGAUAACUCUGGCUGUGGUCACAUCGAGCUAUGUCGUCUAUUUUCCUGUGUUUGUAAAGAACUGCCGUCCAUAAAAAAUGCCAGAAAACCAGGGAGAGAUUUAUGGGAAGCACUGAGACAUAUAUUCACAACAAGUACUCAACAAAACCGAGGGAACAGUGCUGCGAGGAACAGCGCCAUACACAGAGAGGCAAACUACGCCUGUGUCACCAAGGACGCCUUCAUAGAAUUCCUCAAAAAGAUCAAGGAGCCAAGCGUUCUGUCUGUGCUGAUAUCUGUUAUAACAAAGUACUACAACAUAUUGAGGGAUGAUAUAUCUUGUGAAAUUUCUAGUGACUACAUAGCCCUAUGGCCUACUACAUUGAGCAAUUCCUCGUUGAUCAAUGGUGAAGCAGUGGAAGAAGCCCUGUCAGUAUUAAUGCAGCAUGUCCUCCGUGUGAACCCGGCCCAACCCUCCUGGCUCCGAACCCAGGCUGACAUACACUUCGCCAACAACCAGUUCUCUCCUGCUAUGAAGUAUUAUAUGGAGGCUGGUGUGGUGGCCUCAGACUUCUUCUCUAGUGCUGUACCCAAAAGUAUAUAUGAGGACCAGGUCUACAGGAGGAUGGUCAAGUGUUGUACCUAUCUCCAGUGUCAUACUCAGGUGGCAGUGCUGUGUCAGUUCCUGGACGAGGUGGACUACACCACAGCGUUUAAGGGACUCCAGGAAAAGAAUGUGUAUGACGCGAUGGACUCCUACUACCCCUGUGUCUGGGAUAUCAGCAUUCUCGAGUUUCUUGUCCAUCUACACACAAGAAGGGGAGAGGUAGAGAAGAGACAGGCAGCUAUGAAGGCACUCAGCCAGAUAGACUUGAACAGCAACAACCCGGAGGAUAUUGUACAGAGGGCUGUACAGAUGAGGAAACGCAAAUUCCUUCGUUCCCUGGCCAAACAGUAUCUCUGAUGUUAAUCAUCACAAUAGCAAGAUAUAUGACAGUGCUCACCAUAAACAGUGCAUGAUCUCAAAGAAAACAAGAAAUAAAGACUAAAAGCAGGGAAGUUUUCAGAGAAGUUGUAACUGUAUCAGCAAAAUCUCAGCUCAUCACAUUAAAAUACCAUAUGUAUACUAAUUGUAGUGAACAGGACAGAUUCAUUUAUAUUUCUGUAUAUCCAGGUUUUCCAAAUUAUCUGUAUAGGUCCACUGUAGUUUCACUGUAAGGACUACAGAACGAAUUAUCUUCUGACUAACCUGUCGGACACAUUCAUAUGUCAUAUAUCAUGUUCGUUUAUCUAUUGACUAUUAUUCUAACAGGUUGUGUCACUCACCAACAUUCUUGCAUUAAUCAGAAUCCAGAAAAUGUAAAUACACAAUUCUAAUUGUAUAAGUCAGUCAUCACAUGUGAAGUUGUGUUUCAGCCACAACUGAAGACAGAUGAAAACGGAAUCUUGUAGAAUUCUUCCUGGUUUGUGGUAUAAAAAAAAGCCAAAAAGUGCUACCUUUUUAACUGCUGUUUGUGUCAGUUUUGCUAGUCCCAUGGUUUUCUUGUGCCAGUGUUAACUGGAACAUUGUUUUUUUCUGGAUACUAAUGGUACAGAAAACACUAUGUCUGGAACUAAACUGUGUUGCUGUUCCAUCUACUUGGAAGGUUUUUUUGUUGGGACAAACAAGGUUUCACUUUAUAUUUAUCUUUGGACACCCAGCAUUUUCCAUUUAGGUUUCGUAAAUUUUUAUCUGUUGUACGCAAAAUGUUAUUUAUAACGCACAUAAUUAAAAAAUAAUCAAAAUCUGGUCACUGCUGACUCCAGCCAAACGGUCAAGAACUCCAUUCUCAAUCUGCAUUAAGAGUUUUCCCGUGUCUGGAUGACUUUUUUAAGAUUAAGAAAUGGUGUAUAAGCUUAUUAAGUGUCUAACCAAAUUGAUGUCGUACUUACCACGUCCAAUCAGGUUUGUGUAUGAAUCUCAAUGCCUGGAGCUGAUGUUUCUCUAUAUAGCAUAGUGCUUUUUGCUGUUCAUUUAUUUCAUUCAAGUGCAGAUUCACUGCUACGUGUCUAUGAAAUACUGUCCCUGGCAAAAGACUUCAUAAAGAGUGCAAAUUGUUAUAGCCGCAACAAAAGUCAUUCAUAAAGUUGUGAGAAUUAAUGCAAACAAAGGAAAUCUCCCUGAUUUCGAGAUGGAAAUAAAAGUGAUUCUGACAGCAUGAUAUUAACAAUGUCCACGAAUUCAAGUUGAUGUGACACAUAAUUUAACAGAAAUAACAGAAUUUCUACUGUGGAAAGUAAGUCUAUUCACAAGAGUUCAGAUGUAUGUAACAGUCGCAUUACUUUUUGAACUACAAUAUAUAUUUUAGGAUAAGUUAAAUAUAUAAUUUUUCGUUUUAACUAAAUCUUCUUUCUAAUAAUAUACAUGACAAGGGUAGUAGGAUGAGGCAAAUAUCAAAACUAUUGUUGCAUUUCUGUGUCAUAUAUCGUCAAGUUUUACAUUUACUACAUCGUGUUCAUCCAAUUACUGUCUGUAAAUAGUGAUUAAAACCAUCACUUUUUACCAGUAUGAAGAUAAUUGUUAAGUUUGACGACACCAUAAGUUGUUAUUUUUGAUAUUUCUUUAAAGUAAUUCAGAGUAAAAAAUGACUUAUAUGGUAUUUGAUUGUAUAUAUAAAUAUUGUUUUGUAUGGUGUUUUUUUCAGGACGGAAAAUAAAUACUCUUUUGAUGUA